Phaedon cochleariae (mustard beetle) is the source of this 1893-nucleotide messenger RNA. NCBI's taxonomy places the organism in Eukaryota, Metazoa, Arthropoda, Insecta, Coleoptera, Chrysomelidae. The record is from the annotation of a GenBank genome assembly.
GGUUUAGUGGUUUUGAUCUUUUGAUUUUUGAUUUGAUAUUUGAUAGAACUUCCGUGCGACUGCGACGCAAGAAACGCUACGAAGAAACAAGUUGAAUUGUUGCUAGAGUGGCAAAUAUUUAUUAUUUGGUGAAGGGCACUCAUGAGGAAGUAAUUUGUUGCUGUUUUGCAGUGUUUCCCAUUGAAUCAUCCUGUACACUUCUAAAGGCUGGAGGGGCAGAAGGUGCCUUUACUUUCUUCCUUGGAUCCUCAAAGUGCAAAUUUGGUUCUAUCAGGAUCCAGCCUUGAAAUGGAUGAUAGUGGUAAACGGCAAGCCACUAGGGUCUUCAAAAAAAGCUCUCCAAAUGGAAAAAUAACUGUGUACUUAGGUAAAAGAGAUUUUGUAGAUCACAUAUCACAUGUUGAUCCAAUAGAUGGGGUAGUAUUAAUUGAUCCUGAUUAUGUUAAAGAUAGGAGGGUUUUUGGUCAUGUAUUAGCUGCAUUUAGGUAUGGCAGAGAAGACCUGGAUGUUUUAGGUCUGACAUUUAGAAAGGAUUUGUACUUAGCUGCUGAACAGAUUUUUCCACAGGAUAGUGCACAAAACAAACAACCUCUAACAAGACUGCAAGAAAGAUUGAUAAAAAAAUUGGGAUCAAAUGCAUUUCCAUUUUACUUUGAGUUACCACCACACUGUCCAGCAUCAGUUACUUUACAGCCAGCUCCUGGAGAUACAGGGAAACCUUGUGGCAUAGAUUAUGAACUCAAAGCAUUUGUUGGUGAAAGCCAAGAUGAUAAACCCCACAAAAGAAAUUCAGUAAGGUUGGCUAUAAGAAAAAUUAUGUAUGCCCCUAGCAAACAAGGAGAACAGCCGUCCGUUGAAGUCAGUAAAGAAUUUAUGAUGAGCCCUAACAAAUUAUAUUUAGAAGCAUCUCUUGACAAGAAACUCUAUCACCAUGGAGAAAAUAUUGCUGUUAAUGUCCAUAUAGCAAAUAACUCUAAUCGUACAGUGAAAAAGAUCAAGGUAUCUGUGAGACAAUUUGCAGAUAUUUGUCUCUUUUCUACAGCACAAUACAAAUGCACAGUUGCAGAAACAGAAAGUGAAGAAGGCUGUCCUAUUGGACCUGGUUUCACUUUAAGCAAAGUUUUUACACUUACUCCACUAUUGGCCAAUAACAAAGAUAAAUGGGGCCUUGCACUUGAUGGUCAAUUGAAACAUGAAGACACCAAUUUGGCAUCCAGCACUCUGGUUGCAGAUUCAUCACAACGAGAAAAUUUGGGAAUAAUCGUCCAGUAUAAGGUUAAGGUUAAAUUAUGCCUAGGAGCAUUAGGGGGAGAUCUGGUGGCUGAACUUCCCUUUAUUCUAAUGCAUCCUAAACCAGAGGAAGAGGUGCUACCUCCUCCUACCCCUUCUAGGCGUGUGAGUGAAGAUGUCCGAAAUGAUGUUCCAGUUGAUACCAAUCUCAUUCAACUAGAUGCUGAUGAAAACAGUCUCCAAGAUCAUGAUGAUGAUAUCAUCUUCGAGGACUUCGCCCGACUUAGGUUGAAAGGAGGAGAGACUGAUGCAUGAAAACGGGUACUUAUGAAGGCAAUUGAACCAGCCUGUCAAUUUGUACCCAUGCGUACUGAUGUGUAUAUCAGCUGCGAAUAGGUAUCUAUAUGUACCUAGUAACUCAGUGUGUGUGCCCUAGUCAUCGGCUAUGCUUGAAGCCACAACCAGAAUGCACUUAUUGUACGUUUAAACAUGUUCCCUUCUUAAUUUUUAUGUAUGUUCUAAUAUAUCAGUAAUUAUUUAUUAAAUUUUAACAAUAAAUUUUAACAGUACCUACUUGGAAAAAUCUAUAAAGCUUUUAAAAAAUAAAUGUCAAUUCAAUAAUACUUCUGCUCUGAAGUAUUGGUAAAUGUUUUGAGAGAUGUG